AUGUCGUCUACAAUCACACCCGUCGAUUCAAGGCUUGAUCCUACACCAGAGGAUGCCCCGACCGACCUUGAGAAAGCCUCUCCAUCUGCACUUCCUCCUACACCGGAACACGGGAACGAUGCGCACCAAACAGGGGAAAAACCCCAGCCUGGUGAGCAUUGGAAGAAUCAGGAGGUACACGAGAUCCCCCACAAUAACAUGCUCCUCGUCUUCCCCGGUCUCAUGCUCUCCGUCUUUCUUGCGGCUCUCGACCAGACGAUCGUCGCCACCGCGCUGCCUACAAUCGUCUCCGAGCUGGGGGGUGCAGACCAGUAUGAGUGGGUGGGCACCGCGUACCUCCUCACCGCGACAUGCGUAGCUCCCUUGUAUGGCAAGCUAGCUGAUCUCAUAGGCCGCAAACCUACUCUCUACUUCAGCAUCGUCGUCUUCCUCCUUGGCUCGGCAUUGUGCGGGGCCGCGCAGAACUUCAUCUGGCUCGCUGCUUGUCGUGGUCUGCAAGGCAUCGGGGGAGGGGGCAUAAUGCAGCUUGUACAGAUCACCAUCAGCGACAUCACAUCCCUCGAAGAGCGGGGCAAGUACUCCGGCUUCAUAGGCGCAACAUGGGGUAUUGCCUCUGUCGUUGGACCCCUCCUCGGAGGAGUCUUUACAGACAAAGUGACCUGGCGUUGGUGCUUCUUCGUCAACCUUCCCACAGGCGGCUUCGCUGGCGCUCUCCUGUUCUUCUUCCUGCACUUAAACCCGACACCGCGCAAGACUGCCCGAGAAAUAGCGGCGACGUUCGACUGGACCGGCCUCGCGCUGAUAAUGUGCAGCAUCGUCUGCCUUCUCCUUGGCUUCUCAUUCGGGGGUACCUCCUGGUCCACACCUCAAACUAUUGCCCUUCUCGUCAUGGGUGUCGUCCUUUUUGUAGCCUCAUGCAUCAACGAGCUCCUAACCAAGAGGAGCGCCAUCAUCCCACCUCGCCUGUUCAAGACCCGCACUACGACUGCAAUCCUCCUCGUCACCUUCCUACACGGGAUCACCUUCCUCUGCGCCUCAUACUACAUCCCACUUUACUUCCAGAUCAUGGGCGCCUCCGCCAUCCUCUCAGGGGUGAAGAUGAUGACGUACUCCCUCGGUUCCGCCCUCAUGGCCAUCGUUUCGGGCCUCGUAGUCUCCAAGUCGGGGGAUUACAGAUGGGUGAUGUGGGUCGGAUUAACAGUGAUGACACUAGGAAUGGGUCUGAUGAUCAUGCUCGAUAACUACUCCUCAGUUGCACGCCAGGAGAUCUUUCUCCUCGUGGCCGCCAUCGGCGUAGGAUGUAUCUUCCAGCCCCCCCUCAUCGGUCUCCAAGCGGCGAUGCCAAUAAAAGACAUGGCGACCAGUACGGCUACUUUUGGUCUUCUCCGUACGCUAGGUGGCACGAUAGGUAUCUCAAUAGGCGGCGCGAUUUACCAAUCUGAAGUCUCUCGACGUGCUUCCUCCAUUCCUGGCUGGACACCGCCACCCCAGAGUCAGCUCACGAGCGACGUCCGGGCAUUGAGUCUCAUCCAGCCUGAAGCUCUCAGAGACCAGGUGUUAUACGGGUUCACCAGGAGUGUCAGUACGAUAUGGAUCGUGUGUACGCCUAUUGUCUUCGUCGCACUGCUCUUAUCUCUGUUGAUGAAGAAAUAUACGCUGAAGAGGACGCUCCAGCGUGCAACGGCACAUCACCCACCAGGCGCAGGAAGCAAGUCGGUACCAGUGCCGACAGAGAGUGUGGAAAACUCGCCCGAGGGGGAGCAGCAGCAUGACUAGGAUGGCAAGUUCCUGGACACCCCAUACUAUAAGAGAGGUACAUCGAGAGGGAAAUGCUCCAGAAGUCGUUGGUCCUCGUUUUGAUGCAUGGUCCAGUCAAGCGUCGGCUGGUAUGAAUGGCCGUCUGAGUCGUAGUGUAAUUCAACUUUUCUUGAAGACCUUUGCCGAAGCGCAUUUUCUACCUGCUGAUGAUGAAAUGCAUGCUCCUCUGUAGGUCUCCCUUCCAAGUCAGGAAAGGCCUCCACGCUGUAGCAAAAGGCUGGCCGGAAGGUGUAAAUAUGUAAUGGAUGAGUCAGUCCAUAGCGCGAAUAAGACUCGUCCUCUCUUAUUUCAGCCAUUGUAAUCACCAGAUGAUUAGA
Messenger RNA from Dacryopinax primogenitus, 2135 nucleotides. Its product is annotated as MFS amino acid permease. The record is from RefSeq and is a predicted model, not a curated record. Gene Ontology annotation, biological process: transmembrane transport. Gene Ontology annotation, molecular function: transmembrane transporter activity. Bases 1 to 1776 code for a protein of 591 amino acids. The transcript has 5 exons. NCBI's taxonomy places the organism in Eukaryota, Fungi, Basidiomycota, Dacrymycetes, Dacrymycetales, Dacrymycetaceae.